UCCAUAAAAAUAACCAUGCUAAUAGUGUGUAGACGUAUGAAGUAGUAGACUAAAACAAGGCAUUAUUACAGAUACAGCCCUAUAGAACACGACGCAAGUACCUGCAACUCUCUCUCUCUCUCUCUUGCCUAGUUCUCGUGAAAAAGCCAGAAGGAUCUGGAACAAAAAACAACCCAGCAACUUCUUACCCUGUGGCUCAAAAGCUGUCAUCCACUUGAGUGAAAGGCUGCAAAACACAAGUUCUAGUGACUAUUUGAUACUGUCCUACGCACGGCAAAACUGCAUCGCACCUAGUUAUCGUGAAAACAUCAGAAGACCCAGGCAAAAACAAACCAGGUGGCCAUCUCCAUUCCUAGUUUCUCUCUUGGUCCAGCAGCCCUCUUGGUCCAGCAGCCGUGUACUGCAGCACACAACCAAACAAAACCCACAUUAUCUUCAAAAAGGAAACAAACGACAGAUAAAAUGGUUCGUGCAACCGAGACGGUUCUACACACUAUGAAACAGCUGUUAUGCGCAAAUUGUAGAACAUAUAAAAUAUGUAUGGGACAACCCUGUACGUAUAAUCUUGCAAAUUUUCGGUGCCAUUUUUGUCGAACGGGCGAUGAAGGUUUGAAUCAUUUUAAAAAAUACACAGCACGGGGUAAUAAACGUUCCACAACGUCAGCUAAAAAACCUCCAAUGCUUUAGCAUACACAACUAUCUCUCUCUCUCUCUCUCUAUCUCUCUAUCUUUCUAUCUCUCUAUCUCUCUUCUCUUCUCUAAGGGGUUUCGCAUAUAUCACAGUUUCUGAGUUUUGUUAAAAACUAUAGGCCUUUGUUGUUUCAGAUGUGUCGGUCUGCCAUGAAAAUGCUCCACCAUACGAAAGUGUUAUUGUGCAGAACUUGUGGCAAAUAUAAAGUAUGUGUAAGUCAACCCUGUACAAAUAAUCUUGCAAAUUUUCGGUGCCAUGUAAGACCUGUGUUCUUCUUUUUCUUUGACUCUCUCACUUCUUCUUCCGUGACUCUAGCACUUCUUCUUCUUCUUCUACCUCCACGUCAUCUUUCUUCUUCUUCUACUUCCACGUCAUCUUCUUCUUCUUCUUUGACUCUCUCACUUAUGUCACGUCUUUUCGAGUCAAACGGCACGUCCUACGUCAAAUGUCACGUCAAUCAGGUCACGUCCUCACGUCCUACGUCAAAUGGCACGUCAGAUGUUGGUAAUAUGUUGUGUGUGUUUCGAAAAAGCAGUCAAAAGGUUUUUAGCAUUUAGAAGCAUAUCUCUCACAAAUUCAACCUAACAAUACAGACACUGAUAAAGGUUCGUUGUGUUUUUGUUUCCUGUGCUCUCUUCUGGGCUGUUUUUUGUAAGAAGGUUUUUUUAAUUUUAGUAAAAAUGACCCCUUCAUAUCUGGAAUAUCCUUUAAUCAUCCAGCGUUUGAAGUCUUUUGAUGAGUGGAUACCAACCCAUCCUAUAAAACCAAUAGUACUAGCUGUUGCUGGUUUUUAUUAUACUGGUAAAAAUGAUAAAGUCUUGUGUGCUAUCUGCGGGGUAGUUGUCAAUAAUUGGUCUGUGGGUGACAUACCUUUAUAUAAACAUAAAGAGUGUUGCCUGUUUCUGGUUGCCUAUAAAAAAGCACAAAAACUACUAGCAGUCGAUGAACGCCUAAAAACGUUUCCCCCCCGUUACAAAACAGCUAAAAAGCUUGCAUCCUGUGGUUUUUACUACACAAAAGAAGAAGGGCUACGUUAUAUAACUAAUAAGGAUAUCACUACAUACAGUGCUAGAUUAGAUACAUUCCUACAGCAACCCGGACCAUCUAAACCUCUACGACUUGCCAAUAUUAAAAGAGCUGCAGAGUUUGGUUAUAUACAAGCAUAUGUAGGCUCGGAUAGUCGUGUGAUAAAAACAGAUAUUUGUUUAAUCAUAGAUGUUACUGUAAAAGAAGACAUUGCUGUGAAUAACGAGGAUAUUCAAAAUGGACGUCUUAUUUGUAAAAUUUGCUUCAAUAACGAAAUUAAUACAGUGUCGUUGCCCUGUGGCCAUGCGGCGAAGUGCUUAGACUGUUCUGCUUUAGUUCAAGAGACUUGUUGUAUAUGUAGAGCACCUAUUGCUUUCACAACAAGACUUUAUAUUUAAUGUUAUACGAACGUUGGCGUGGUUGCUUUCAGAUAUUGACACCUGUGCUGUAUACUGUCAUAACAACCAGAACCCACACCCCCACACCAAUCAGAUAUUUUCUUUUUUUUAUUAAAACAUUUUUAAGUCGAAUCUAUUAGAAAAUCAAUACAAGAACCUAUUGUUUUUCUAGUAACAUGGCCUGUACUAUAUAACGCUUUUGAAUCAUCGACAUGUAAGAAUGUAUGAUGCGUAUUUACAUACUUACUCAUUCACUACAAAAACCGCACACAAUGGCACAGAGGACUUGAUCAAUACUUUAAAUAGUUGUUUAGAAGCUGUAAAACUAAAAUCAAACUAUGUAAGAGGUGAUAAAAUUAGAAUUACUAGUAACCCUCACUUUAAUCAACCACUUUCCACAAACACGUCUACUAAUACUACGUUUGUUACUUACAAGUACUGAAAUUACCUAGAGGCAAUGGUCGUAACCGUAUCUUAAAUUUGUCGAGAAACGUUCCAAUAAUAUUCUGCUUUUAUCACCUAGCCUAUUUAUUUAUCGUUUUUUUUUUGUUCUUGUAGAUAAUGACCGGAAGGCCUGCUCGUGUGUGUGUGGAUUGUUGUUGUACAAACCAGUCGUCUGUGUCUGGAGACGAAUGUUGGGAUGACGAGUGGUAUGAAUCACCCCUGCCACAUAUCAAACGACGAUACAUGUAUCUACACCUGACGAGCUGUGGGGUUGAUUCAGACCACUCGUCGCCGACCCAACCCUCGUCUACAGACACUGACAACAUGUUUGUACACCAACAGUUGAGUGUCUCAGUAGACGAGUGUUGGGACAAUGAAGUAUAUGAGUCUCCAUUAUCUCAUAUUAAAACAGCAGCAUCAUUUAAAAAUAUUAUUAGGGAGCAACCACCGAAAAUGUCGAAAACGCAAAAAACAAAAUUUCGACAGGCGGAACGUGAGCGUCACCGACUAUUGUUUUUUAAAUGAUGCUCUUGUUUAUGUGUGGGUAACAGUUAGGCUAAGUUAUUUUUCUUGUUUUGCUGUUUUAGUUUUACCCUUAUUCUCUAGUUUUUAGGUUUUUUCGUGUUAGGUUAGUUUUUGUGUUAAGUUUUGUUGUUAAAGUUAGGCUGGUUUUUGUGUUAAGUUUUGUUGUUAAAGUUAGGUUAGUUUUGUGUUAAAAGUUAGUCUAUAGUUUGGCUUUUUAUUUUUGUCUUUGUAGUUUUUAGGUGUUAGGUUUUAUUUUCUAGUUUUUUAGGGUUUUUCAUGUUAAGUUGCUGUGUUAUAAGAAUAUACUUUUUUCCUCAUU
Molecule: messenger RNA, 3403 nt
Organism: Diabrotica virgifera virgifera (western corn rootworm)
Lineage: Eukaryota; Metazoa; Arthropoda; Insecta; Coleoptera; Chrysomelidae
Product: baculoviral IAP repeat-containing protein 3-like
Exons: 3
Coding region: 1372-2115 (247 amino acids)
Biological process (GO): regulation of cell cycle; negative regulation of apoptotic process
Cellular component (GO): cytoplasm; nucleus; spindle microtubule
Molecular function (GO): cysteine-type endopeptidase inhibitor activity involved in apoptotic process
Source: RefSeq, a predicted model, not a curated record